This is a messenger RNA of Phasianus colchicus (ring-necked pheasant), 2851 nucleotides long. It is a transcript of the gene FGFR4, whose product is annotated as fibroblast growth factor receptor 4. The record is from RefSeq and is a predicted model, not a curated record. Gene Ontology annotation, molecular function: fibroblast growth factor receptor activity; fibroblast growth factor binding; ATP binding. NCBI's taxonomy places the organism in Eukaryota, Metazoa, Chordata, Aves, Galliformes, Phasianidae. Gene Ontology annotation, biological process: positive regulation of cell population proliferation; multicellular organism development; positive regulation of ERK1 and ERK2 cascade. Gene Ontology annotation, cellular component: plasma membrane; signaling receptor complex.
CUGAGCGGAGCCCGCCCGGCCCCGCAGGACUUUGCCCGGGCCCUCCCCGCCGCGGCCGGUGCGGGGCUGGAGGAGCCGCGCCGUCGGGGCUCCGCGCAGUCGGCUCUGCCCGACGGCCGCGGGGCAGCUCAGCUCCUCGCCGCGGUGCAGCUUCCCGCGGGAGGCCCGGAAGAUGCUGCCGCUCUGGCUCGUCCUGGUGGGACUGCUUCUGGCGGCCGGCCCGGCCUCUUCCCACCGCGGGGAUGUGGAGCCAGAGCUGUUUGAGAGCCCGCUGCUGGAGUCGGAGGAGGAACACCUCCUGUUGGACCCGGGCAAUGCACUGAAGCUGUAUUGCGAUGCUAACCAGAGCGGGUCCAGCGUGGUCUGGUACAAGGAGUCGCGGCCACUGCUCCCGGGGCCCCGCGUCCGCCUCCAGCAGAGCGUAUUGGAGAUCACCGAGGUUGCCUACGAGGACUCGGGGCUCUACGUGUGUCGGGCGCGGGGCUCCGGGGAAGUCCUGCGCAACCUCACCAUCUCUGUAGGGGACUCGCUGGCAUCGGGUGAUGAUGAUGAAGACAGCGAUGGGGAUGGUCCCCACGGAGAUCGCAGCGAGGAGCCCGUCUAUGUGCACAGAGCACCAUACUGGACUCACCCACACCGCAUGGACAAGAAGCUGUAUGCUGUCCCUGCGGGGAACACGGUCAAGUUCCGCUGCCCAGCCUCGGGCAGCCCCAGUCCCAGCAUCCGCUGGUUCAAGAACGGGCGUGAGUUCCGGGGGGAGCACCGCAUCGGGGGCAUACGGCUCCGGCACCAGCACUGGAGCCUGGUGAUGGAGAGUGUGGUGCCCUCCGACCGUGGCAACUAUACCUGUCUGGUGGAGAACAGCUUCGGCAGCAUCCGCUACAGCUACCUGCUGGACGUGCUGGAGAGGUCUCCGCACCGGCCCAUCCUGCAGGCGGGGCUGCCUGCCAACACCACUGCCCUGGUGGGCAGCGACGUGGAGUUCUUCUGCAAGGUGUACAGCGACGCCCAGCCCCAUAUCCAGUGGCUGAAGCACAUUGAGGUGAAUGGCAGCAACUACGGCCCUGAUGGGGUGCCCUACGUGCAAGUGCUCAAGACGGCAGAUAUCAACAGCUCCGAGGUGGAGGUGCUGUACCUGCGCAAUGUCACCAUGGAGGAUGCAGGAGAGUACACCUGCCUGGCAGGGAACUCCAUCGGCCUCUCCUACCAGUCGGCGUGGCUCACUGUGCUCCCGGAAGAAGAGCUGGUGCAUGAAGCUGAGGCCCCCGAGGCCAAGUACACCGAUAUCAUCAUCUACACGUCAGGCUCGCUGGCUGUGGCCAUGGCCCUCAUCAUUGUGGUGCUGUGCCGCAUGCAGACACUGUCGAGCAAGCAGCCCCUGGAGCCCAUGGCAGUGCACAAGCUCUCCAAAUUCCCACUCAUCCGACAGUUCUCCCUGGACUCCAGCUCAUCAGGGAAGUCCAGCACGUCGCUGAUGCGAGUCACCCGCCUCUCCUCCAGCUGUGCCCCCAUGCUGGCGGGUGUCGUCGAGCUGGACCUGCCCCUCGAUUCCAAGUGGGAAUUUCCCCGAGAAAAGCUGGUGCUGGGGAAGCCCCUGGGCGAGGGCUGCUUUGGGCAGGUGGUGCGGGCGGAGGCAUACGGCAUCGACAGGCAGUGGCCGGACCGAGCCAUCACUGUGGCUGUCAAAAUGCUCAAAGACAAUGCCACCGACAAGGACCUGGCUGACCUCAUCUCCGAGAUGGAGAUGAUGAAGCUGAUGGACAAGCACAAGAACAUCAUCAACCUGCUGGGAGUGUGCACGCAGGAUGGGCCCCUCUAUGUGAUAGUGGAGUUUGCUGCCAAGGGCAACCUGCGCGAGUACCUGCGGGCCCGGCGGCCCCCCACGCCUGAUUACACCUUUGACAUCACGGAGCUGCAUGAGGAGCAGCUCUGCUUCAAGGACUUGGUGUCCUGCGUCUACCAGGUGGCCCGCGGCAUGGAGUACCUGGAGUCCAGGCGGUGCAUCCACCGCGACCUGGCUGCGCGCAAUGUCCUGGUCACAGCAGAAAAUGUGAUGAAAAUUGCUGAUUUUGGCUUGGCCAGGGAUGUCCAUGACAUUGAUUACUACAAGAAAACCAGCAAUGGCCGCUUGCCUGUCAAGUGGAUGGCACCUGAGGCACUGUUCGACCGUGUCUACACCCACCAGAGUGACGUGUGGUCUUUUGGGAUCCUGAUGUGGGAGAUCUUCACUCUGGGUGGCUCCCCGUACCCUGGCAUCCCCGUGGAGGAGCUCUUCAAGCUGCUGAAGGAGGGGCACCGUAUGGACUGCCCAUCCAACUGCACCCAUGAGCUGUACAUGCUGAUGCGGGAGUGCUGGCACGCGGUCCCCUCGCAGCGGCCCACCUUCAAGCAGCUGGUGGAGGGGCUGGACAAGAUCCUGGCGGCCAUCUCGGAGGAGUACCUGGACCUCUCCAUGCCCUUCGAGCAGUACUCGCCCUCCUGUGAGGACACCACGAGCACCUGCUCCUCUGAUGACUCUGUCUUCACCCACGACCCAUUGCCGCUCGCUCCCUGCCUCUUUGCCUGCCCCAGUGGCAGGACUUAGGGGCAGCAGGGCCAGGCGAUGCCAGCAGGUAUCCACACAGGGCUGUUCCCCACUUCUCUGGGCCUCCACUUGUUGGGGACUGAGCUCCUCCUCAACGGUUCUGCUUCGAGUCUGCAGCCUCACAGGGGUGGGCAUCACCCUGGGGCCCCCUGGCAUCGCCUGGAGAGUCAGCUGUUGUCCAAUGCUUCAGUGGAAGUGGCUCCUGGGCGGAGCCCCGCUGCCUGCCUCUGUACAUAGCCAUAGAGAUGAAUAUUUAUGUACAUGAAA